Molecule: messenger RNA, 2463 nt
Organism: Iphiclides podalirius (scarce swallowtail)
Lineage: Eukaryota; Metazoa; Arthropoda; Insecta; Lepidoptera; Papilionidae
Source: the annotation of a GenBank genome assembly
AUGCAUCAUCAGCCGAUGUCGGGCCAUCCUCCACAACAUUUGGCCGGUCACCAGGCGAUGCCGACACACCAUCAGAUGCAACCCCAUCAGAUGCAUCGAGAGAACAGGCACGUAACUCUAACUAGGGUGCCGCUGGGCCCGUCGGCCGCCGGCGGGCUGGGCGCGCACGGGCAGUCGCUGGGCGGGCUGGGCGCGCUGGGCGUGCACCAGCACCAGCACCACGCGCCGCCGCGCGCUCAGCACGCGCCGCACGCCAUCCGCGCUAUGCCGCACCAUCCGCCCGCUCAGCACCACGCCAUGCCGCCGCAACAGAUGAAGCCGAUGCGACGGCAGUACCCGGUGGGUGGUGGGUACGGGCCAGGUGCCGGAGUGAUGCCGCCACCCUACGCGCCGCCACACCAGCACCAUCCGCCGCACACCGCGCAGGCCACCCACACCGUGGUGACAGCCCCGAUGGCGAGUACAAAGCCGGUAGCUAGCGGUGGCAGCCCUGGGCGCGAAGUGACCGGCGAGGAGGGCAACGGCCACGUCGUGGACAGUGGGGACGCGGGCGAGGUGUCGUCCCACGCUGCCGCCAACGCCUCUGCGUCCGCUACCGCUUCCGCCGCCGCCCCUUCCACAGGCGCGCCCACCGCCCCAAGCGCGCAGGCUAACAGUAAAGAGAAGACACCUAUGUGCCUGGUCAACGAGCUGGCCAGGUACAAUAAGAUUAAGCAUCAAUAUCGCCUCACAUCCGAGACAGGACCUGCUCACAAAAAAGUAUUCACAGUAACACUCCGAUUGGGUGAUACUGAAGAAUACACUGCUGAGGGGUCCGUCGAUAAAGCGCGCGCAGCACGCGGCCGCGAGUGCGGCGCUGAGCGGGACCGCCUUCCCCCCGCCGCCGCCGCGCGCCCCGCCCUCCCUCGCGCCGCUAGCUGCCCACCACCGGCAUGCAGCCGGCGGUGUACACGUCGGUGCCGCCGCUGGCCGCGCCGACGCGCGCUCGCCCCCGCCUGCCGCCGCCCUACCGGCUGCCGCACCACGCGCCCCACCCCCACCCCCCCGCACCCGCACCCGCACGCGCCCCUCGGCCCGCACGGCUACCCGCGCAUGAUCGGCCAAGGACUCAUAUACAGGGUGCGCGUGUGCGUGGGCGGCAGGGCGUGGAUGGGCGAGGGGGGCACUCCGCAGGCGGCGCGCCACGACGCUGCCGCCCGCGCCCUGCAGGACCUGCGCCCGCCGCAGAGUGAGCCCGACGCCGACAACGGUGCCGAUACAAGUACAGACCUACUGAGUUCAGAGGUGAAGUCUCCAGUCUCCCUGGUGCACGAACUAGCCCUAAAGCGCAACCUGUCUGUCCAGUUCACAGUCAAGUCUGAACGUGGACCGCCGCACAUGCGGGUAUUCGUGACAGUCUGCACAGUGGGAGAAAUGGUGACUGAGGGCGAGGGCAACGGCAAGAAGGUGUCGAAGCGCCGUGCGGCCGAGCGGAUGCUGGAGGAGAUGCGGAAUCGCUGGCCGCCCGCCCUGCUCCGCUCCAGACCACCCCACGACCGCCGACGCCACCAGCCCGCCAAGAAGAAGCCGCGCAAUCUCAUCAAGGAGGGCGGACUCGGGGCGGGCGGCGCGGCGGCGGGCGAGGACGUUGCGGGCGGCGCGGGGGCGGGCGCGGGCGGCGGGGGCGGCGCGGGCGCGGACAACCCCAUCUCGCGGCUGGCGGUGGCGCGGCAUGCGGCGCGCGCCCGCUCGCCGCAGUACCGCGUGCUGGAGGAGCGCGGCGCCGCGCGACGCCGCGAGUUCCUCGUGCAGUGCGACGCGCCGCCGCACUCCGCCACCGGCCUCGGGCCCAACAAGAAGACGGCCAAGCGCCGCGCCGCGCACAAUGUCCUCUUGGCAAUGGAAAUGAGCGCAGCCGGUGCGGACUCUUCAACAACGACGGCCACAAAUAAGGAGGCAACUAACACUAAUGGCACAGCUGAAAGCAAUAAAGCAAACAACAAUAACGACGUAAAGAGAAAGGAGAAUGAGGCAGUGACGGGCGGCGGCGCAAACAGCGAAGUCCGGCAACCAGUGCCAGGAGUGUUGAUGAUGGACUACCACCAGCGCUCCGGUCAGCCGCAACAUAAUACUAACGGAGUGAGCGAAACAAGUGCAACAGGUGGUACUGGUGGUAACACCCCGGGGGCGAAGGACCAGCUCAUGUACCUAUCUCAACUACUUGGCUUCACAGUACAGUUCUCUGAUUUUCCCAAGCGCAACCACGGCGAGUACCUGUCGCUGGUGUCGCUGUCGACGGAGCCGCCCGUGAUGUGCCACGGCGGCGGGGCCAGCACCGCGCACUCGCACGAGCAGUGCGCGCGCGCCGCUCUGCGCGCCCUGGCGCUCAUGGGCCUCGAGCCCGGCGACGGCGCCGCCGCGGGUAUGCAAAGCUUGCCGGGAUCCGGUCCGAAAUCCGGCGUCAUUAGCAACGGGAUCUCCGAG